UUCUUUUCUUGGCGGGAAAGAGGAAGAGCGGCGUGACACAGCGGCACAUAUUCCGCGCGCGCAGCUUCGAUCCCAUGUCUCGAGCGCCGUCUAGCUUCGCACCGCUGCUUAUUUUAUUCGAAAUAACGAUCGCAUCCACGUGGUAACCUCGCUGCCUUCACGAGCGCAUCACGUGCACAGUUGCAGAGAGCCAAUCGAGAAGCAGCCAACGUCGGUGUGUCUAGCCGGGCCCUUUCUUGCAACGGCGCCAGGGGGACAACGAAAAAAAAUUCUGCUCGGGUUAUCUACCUCUACGAGGUCCCACGUGACGCUCGUGACGUCGCGUUACGUCAUCGGAUCUAUAUAGGUGCACAGCCGCGCCUCCGCAGAGCGUGCGCGACAAAAUGCCGGCUAAGAACUGCACCAAGUACACGUUUCUCAAGAGUGCCACCAUAGUGGCACGACCCGACACGCUGGAUGUCGAGGUCAAGAUCAAAAUGGGCGAUCCGGGGUCUGAGAAAAAGGCGGACAUUAACGGUGCCGCUGUGGGUGCAUCGCCCUGCUUGGAGCCGCAAGACCCCUGGGCCCUGCCCGACCUACAAGACCAGGGGGUCAAGUGGUCAGACCUGGGUUGUGCCCAGAAAUUCCAGCGGGUGUUCCUGGGCUUGGCGAAGGCGCUGGCGCUUCUCGCGCUUCUUUAUUUAUUCAUCUGUUCCUUGGACUUCCUGAGCACGGCUUUUCGCCUUGUGGGUGGCAAGACUGCCGGCAAGGUGAUGUCCCAGAAUGAGGUCCUCAAGAACCCUGUCGUUGGACUCAUGAUCGGAGUCUUGUCCACCGUACUCGUUCAGAGUUCUUCCACGUCGUCCUCCAUCAUCAUCACGAUGGUCGGAGCUGGACUGGUGGAAGUCCGAGACGCGAUCCCAAUCAUCAUGGGCGCAAACAUCGGGACUUCGGUGACCAACACCAUCGUGUCGCUCAUGCAGAGCAGCGAACGCAACGAAUUUCGCCGAGCGUUCGCAGCGGCCACCGUCCACGACAUGUUCAACUGGCUCACGGUCAUCAUACUGUUGCCACUGGAGGCUGCCUUCGGGCUUCUGUACCACUUGACAAGUGCGAUUGUGGAUUCCACUGAGUGGACCACCAACAAACAUGCCAACAGAGACUUCUUGCAAGUGCUAACCAAGCCCUUCACUGGUCUCAUAAUUAAGCUGGACAAGAAGGUGAUCCAGCAGAUUGCCAUUGGUGAUGAGAGUUACUACAACCGUUCUCUCAUCAAACGAUGUUGCAACAUGACUGCUGAUGGAUGCAUUAAGCCCUGCGAGUUCGCACUACAGAGCUUGCAGUGGCAAGACAGCUUCAUCGGCCUUCUUCUGCUGGGCAUCAGCCUCCUUACGCUUUGCACGUGUCUAAUCCUUAUGGUGAAGCUGCUGCACUCCAUGUUACGCGGUCGCAUCGCUGUCAUAAUUAAGACCACCGUGAACGCCGAGUACCGCUUCCCGUACUCCAUCCUCGUGGGCUACAUCGCCAUCGCCAUCGGUUGCUUUAUGACCAUCCUGGUACAGAGCUCCUCCAUCUUCACCUCCGCGCUCACCCCUCUGGCGGGCAUAGGUGUCAUCAGCCUCGAGCGCAUCUACCCGCUCACACUGGGGUCCAACAUAGGGACCACCACUACGGGUAUCCUGGCAGCCCUCGCAGCAGACUCAGGGCAGAUCCGGUAUACACUGCAGAUCGCCUUCUGCCACCUCUUCUUCAACUUGAUUGGCAUCGCGAUGUUCUACCCCAUUCCCUACACACGUUUGCCCAUCCACCUCGCCAAGAUGCUCGGCAACACGACCGCCAAGUACCGGUGGUUUUCCAUCAUGUACCUCAUCUGCAUGUUCAUCGUGUUCCCAGCAGCCGUGUUCGGGUUGUCUAUGGCUGGGAUGGUCGUCUUCAUGGCGGUGCUCAUACCGGUGUUCCUGCUGUUCGUUUCCGUUAUCGUCAUCAACGUGCUUCAGAGGAAGGCACCUCUGUUCCUUCCGGAGAGUAUGAGGACUUGGAUGUGGCUACCAGAGUGGAUGAGAUCAUUGGAUCCCCUUGACAGAGUUGUCAACUCCUGCGUGGGACAAAUCGCCUGCUGUCAGAAGAUAUGUCCUCCGCAAAGCGCCCAUAAUGGGUCCAUCUUGCCCAUCCGCGAAGUGCCUUCUCAAAUGAACUUCGUCGAGUCGAGAAGGUCGUCGUGUCCUUCAGGUGACUCGCAGUCUGAUCUCCAAGCGUUUGAAAAUUCUGCAUUUAACUGGACUAAAGAAAAACAGAACAGUGUCACCUUCAUCACGCAAUUAUAACCCUGGGGAAGGGUUGUGUUUGUAAAUACUGCGAUGUAAAUAGACUGAUCUUUUUAUCGAGAACGUUGGUGGCAGUGAGCGAAUGUGUGAAAACGUUUGGUGUUGUGGAUGUGAAAUUGCAUCUCAGAGGUCCUUCCUCGCAGCAAGUUUCAAGAUAUUGCUAGUCUCUUCGUUCUUGUAGGGUAGCGAUUAUCUCUAGUUGAUUGCGAUAAUCGAGUCAAGUUAGUUUAGUCUCGUAUGUAGUGCAAGACGUCUGUGACGUCUAGCAUAGUUCAGAUAGUUUCAUAGUUCUCAUUUCAUAAACAUCAGCCAGGGUUCGAUAUUUUGGGUUGAAAGAUUGGGGAAGCAUCUACAUCAAAGCGCAGUGUUUAAUAUUUCUUGUAUUUAUUACACGACCUGCAAGUGUCCUACAUAUUCACGUAUGUUAAUUGAGGUGUGAUGAUCACUCAAUUUCAAGUCUUCCGUUCCUCACCGCGCAGGUUAAUACCCCUCCCGAUUUUGAGCAGAAAGAGUAACGUAUUUUCCUGCUUCUCGGAGCUCAUCAUAGUGCAUAGAUUAGGGCGGAGUUUCAGAAACAUAAAGCAUAUAGUAGUUUGUGAAUAGAGAUUACACAUUCCAUGUAUAUCAUGUAAGGCUCAUUGCAUCAGUUGUUGCUUGUAGGGGUGAGAUGUGGUCAUGUAGCCCUCACGUUGACUUCUCGUACUUACUAUUUAUAUCCGGUAAAUGGUCAGAGGUGUAUUUGACAUCGACGAUUCAGCCCGGGCAACAGGUCAACUUCUGCAGAUACACCUCUGACGUUUAUUUUCCUUUUUUUCGAAGGCUUUGCUGUAAUUUUAUUUCUUCGUUUAUUUUUCUGGACAAACGUAUCUAGCCAGUGCUUAGAUACUUUUUAGGAUUUUUCAUUCUUUUUAUUAUGAUUUUUACUGUUCUACCACAUCUAACGACCAUUAUAACCAGCUUGAUAAACAGUAUUUCCAAGAUGUGAAUUUGCCUUGCAGUGUUUUAGCAGUCAGAUUUUAUUAUCCGCUACCAAAUAGUAGCGCGACCAGUCAGCAAAGUUUUGUAGCAAUGCGUUGAAUUAUAUAUUUUUAGCAAUUACAUAGUCGGAAGCAGCUGAACAGGAAGGAUACAUAGGGCGACCUGCCCAUGUUCAGGGUGCACGAGUCCUUAUUCAAGCAAGGAGCAAACUGCAAGGACUCCAAAGCAUAUACUCCUGUGUCUGUGCCUUAUGCAGUGGUGGUGUUCAAUUGAAAACUAUUUCGUAUGCCACGAAGAUAAUCUUACAGAAAGAGGGCAUGUUCGCGAUGUGACUGUUGAAUAUCGUGCAGUGUGCCACUGAUGUACAGUUUUGGUUUCAUUGAAAGCGAAAUACUAUGAAAAAAAGCACAGAAACAAAUCCGGAAAAUUAAAGAGACGUUUUCUUUCCGUUCCUAAA
Molecule: messenger RNA, 3738 nt
Organism: Ornithodoros turicata
Lineage: Eukaryota; Metazoa; Arthropoda; Arachnida; Ixodida; Argasidae
Product: sodium-dependent phosphate transport protein 2B-like
Exons: 7
Coding region: 384-2303 (639 amino acids)
Biological process (GO): sodium-dependent phosphate transport
Cellular component (GO): membrane
Molecular function (GO): sodium:phosphate symporter activity
Source: RefSeq, a predicted model, not a curated record